AGUAACUGUGCAAUUUUACUGGUUUGAAGUUUCAAAAUUUUAAGCACAAUGGAAGAUGAGAUAAGUUAAUUGUGAGAUGGAAUACACAUCUAAAACUGUUUUGCAAAUUCACUUACAAAGUCCAAGUUCCAAAUACAGGUAUUAAUUAGCACAUUUGUUGAAUGUUUACCAUUUUAAUAACAUAAUUUGAAUAUAAAUGAGAUGUAUUAUGAUAACAUUUGUUCAAAUGCAUCAAAUUAUUGCCUUACUAUAAUUAAACACAGAAAAAUGUAUAAAUAUUUAUUUUUGCAGUUGCACACUCCAGCCUCCAUAUUUGUGCCAAUUUAUAAUGAUGAAAUAAGAUAAACUUUACUGAUGCCACAUUGUUAAAUGCAAGUGUCACAGUAGCAGGAGAGAAACAGUUAAGUAGACAACUAUAAAAACUAGGAAAAGGAAGUUAGUAAAAUAGAAUUGAUUUAUGAUUGAUUGAGCAAUAUUACAGUAAUAAACACAGUAAUGUCAGACAUUUUGAAGGUAAAUAUAAAAAGAAGAAGUAGAGCACCAGUGCACUAAGAGCUGCAGAUGUACAUUAUAAAGCUGCACUUUCAUGGCACUGUAUCACAAUAAUAAGAUGCCAUACAGUGUAAAUAUGAGUGCAAACAAAAUACAUCUAUCCAGAUAGUCAGCUUCAGUUAUUCACACCAGAUGGCUGUCAGAAAACAAAAAUGUUAUUCGUAUUGUUUUGCAUGAUUUAGUACCCAAGGAUACAAAUUCCCAUUUGGCAGAUAACUGAAGCCUGUUUCCAGCCACUGACAUAGCCGAGACGGCUCAGCUGAUUUGGUUUAGUUGUUAGCAACUGUGCUAAUCUCAAUGACUCAAGCUACCCCUGCCUCAGUGGAAAAAUACAGCAAGGAAGUAGACCUUGGACCAUUGUCAGAGCCAAACACUAUUUCAAGUGAGACAUGAUGCUCUGCAGACCAAUCCAACAGUAUUUAGGUCAUAGAGGAGCCAAGGGGAACCAUAGCUACUUUGUCUCUUACUCUGGCUCUGCUCAUGACAUGAUUGUGUAGAGAUGCUGCGGUGCACCCGGCUGAGAGGAAUACUGAUCAGUUUGCUGUUGCUGUAAGCAACUCAUGGGGGAGGGGGAAUUCCUCAAAGGAAACAGUCUCGAGAUGCCCAGUCAAGAUAACAGACUGGUGACGAAGACGCAGCUGUUGGAUCGCGGCCAAUGGGCGAGCAAGUUGGAGUUCCUGCUGGCUGUAGCAGGAACCCUGGUCGGCCUGGGAAACCUCUGGAGGUUCCCCUAUUUGUGCUACAAAAAUGGGGGAGGUGCAUUUCUGGUUCCAUAUGUCUUGUUUCUGCUUGCCUGUGGUAUCCCUAUGUUCCUCCUGGAGACGGCCAUGGGACAGUUCACAUCUCAGGGAUGCAUCACGUGCUGGAGGCACUUCUGCCCUUUGUUUGAAGGGAUUGGCUACGCUACCCAGGUGGUGAUUGCAUAUGCUGCCGUGUCAUACAUUGUCAUCCAGGCAUGGGCCUUCUUCUACCUCUUCUCAUCUUUCAGUGCUGAAGUCCCAUGGGCCAGCUGCAGAAACACCUGGAACACAGAGUCUUGUGUUGAAUUUGAUAAAACAAAUGCGUCCUCAAACUGGACAGCAAACGCAACCACACCUGCAACAGAAUUCUGGGAGAGACGAGUACUGGGUAUAUCUCAAGGGAUUGAGGAGAUUGGUAGCCUGAGGUGGGAGUUGGCUUUGUGUCUCUUACUGGCGUGGAUCCUGUGCUACUUCUGUGUUUGGAAAGGAGUGAGAUCCACUGGAAAGGUAGUUUACUUUACAGCCACAUUCCCCUACCUCAUGCUGGUGGUUCUGUUGGCUCGUGGACUCACUCUACCAGGAGCUAUGGAUGGCUUAGCUUUCUACCUGUAUCCUGACCCAACAAGGUUGGUGGACCCUCAAGUUUGGAUGGACGCAGGCGCACAGGUUCUUUUCUCUUUUGGGAUUUGUCAGGGGAGUUUGACCGCCCUGGGUAGUUACAAUCAGUAUAACAAUGAUUGUUUCAAAGACACGUUUGUUCUUUGCUUGGUGAACGGCGGGUCCAGUUUUGUGGCAGGGUUUGCAAUCUUUUCUGUUUUGGGCUUCAUGUCCUACGAACAAGGACUGCCAAUAUCUGAAGUGGCUGCCUCUGGACCUGGUUUGGCAUUUAUUGCCUAUCCACGUGCAGUAGCCAUGAUGCCUUUACCUCAGCUAUGGGCUAUAUGCUUCUUCGUCAUGGUCAUCUUGUUGGGUGCAGAUACACAGUUUGUGAGUCUUGAGUGCCUGAUGACCUCAGUGACGGACAUGUUUCCCACUGUGUUUCGAAGAGCUUAUCGCCGAGAGCUGCUGUUGCUUUGUCUCUGCUCUGUUUGCUUCUUUCUCGGCCUCCUUCUCGUCACAGAGGGUGGCUUGUAUUUCCUUCAACUCUUUGACCAUUAUGUUUGUAGUGGCAACAAUCUUCUUCUUCUUUCAGUGUGUCAGACGAUAGCAAUUGGAUGGAUAUAUGGUGCAGACCGUCUCUUUGACAACAUUGAAGAUAUGAUUGGUUAUCGACCAUGGCCGAUAAUGAAGUAUUGCUGGCUUUACAUUACCCCUGCUGUUUGUCUGGGUACCUUCAUAUUUUCAUUGGUGAGAUACAAGCCUCUCAAGUUCAACAAAACCUACGUCUACCCGACCUGGGCCUACGCUUUGGGCUGGUCUCUUGGGCUGUUCUGUGUUCUCCUAGUCCCACUGUGGAUCAUCUUUAAAGUUACUCAGAUGAAAGGGACGAUAUGGCAGAACGUCAAGCAGCUUUGCCGCCCUGAAAACAAGACACACAACACGGUGAAGCAGCCAGAGCAGUGCCCUCUGAACCCAGACGACACUCUUACACCUGCUGCCAAUGAUUACAAGGGAAGUGGUGGGUCUGAGAUGGAGAUGCAAGUUUGAGGCACUGAACAUUUUUGAUAAUGUUUUAAAUAUGAUAUUUUUAUUUUUAACUCUAGGUUUUACAAGAUGAGCAUUUUUAAGAAAUUAUGAUGAGCAAUAAACUCUGCUGGGUUACUAUGUCAGGUCUGCAACGUGCACGGUAAGCAGGGAGUUUUGUAUCCCUAUGCUAAACCAGCAAACACAGAAUAGAGAAGACAAAGUUUAUAAAGUUUUUAAAAUCUAUUUUCAAUUAAAGCAAUCCUUUAAUGAGUAUGAUUAAGUUAAAUCACCAUCUUCAUGUUUAAGUAUCCCACCUCCAUAGAGGAAUAGGACGGCAGUCAUAAUAUUGUCACUGUCCACAGUGUCACAGUUCAUUCAUUCAUUAUUUCCUGCCUUUCAGCCACCUGAUUCUUCCCCACCCUCGUCACUUUGAUCCACUCGCCUGUUCCCAAUUCCCUAAUAAGCUCUUAGUAUUUAUAUCGGCCCAUUGCCACUUAUUCCCUGUCAGAUUGUCUACUGUGCUUUCUAUGCGAUAGCUUGCCAGCCUUUCUUUCCUGCCUUUUUUUGGGGGAUUUUAAGUUUUUGCCUGCUCCGUUUGCCUGGCUCAGCCCACAUGCUGACCUCACCUAUUGUUUGCCCUUCUGCCUGCCAAGCCUUAAUAAAGUUGUUUUGAACUUUAA
Messenger RNA from Seriola aureovittata, 3598 nucleotides. Its product is annotated as sodium- and chloride-dependent GABA transporter 2-like. The record is from RefSeq and is a predicted model, not a curated record. Gene Ontology annotation, biological process: sodium ion transmembrane transport. The transcript has 15 exons. Gene Ontology annotation, cellular component: membrane. NCBI's taxonomy places the organism in Eukaryota, Metazoa, Chordata, Actinopteri, Carangiformes, Carangidae. Bases 1113 to 2939 code for a protein of 608 amino acids.